UUCAAUCAUUGUUUACAUCGGACUGCUGCUGAAACUGCACUUUCGCAUCAUAAUAUUAGCUCAAAGCAGACGUUGUUUGUCAUUUUCAGUUGCAUAUAUGGUUUGUUUCCUGAUGACAGGACUGAACUGGCUUCAUGGCAGGGUUUCAAGUUGAAAAGGAAAUUAAGGCAGCUGUUUCCAAUUUGGAACCUGAAACAGUAAAGUCUUUAGAAAAAUGUUUGCAAGAACUCACUUCCAGUGGAAGCCCUUCAUUGGAUCAGAAGAUUGUUAAGAAGUUCAAGCAAUUAUGCAGAAAGUCUGAUGACUAUGUUCGCUUUGCUUUUUUACUCAUCAUGAGACAUCUGAAGAAAAAGCAUUCUGAAGUACGACUGUCAGCAUUUCAAGUGGCAGACGAAUUGUUCAACAGAUCUCAUGCAUUUCGAGAAAUUCUAGUCACUCACCUUCAAGAUUUUCUUGCUUUAACAGCUGAGACAGAGGUGAAGCAGCCACUGCCCCCACCGAAGUCUGUUGCCAAGAAACUGAAGACUGACACUCUGCAUGCUGUACAGAGAUGGUAUGAUAAGUUUGGUCAAGGAUAUAGGAAGCUGGUCAUUGGAUAUGACUACCUAAAAAACUGCAAAAAUAUUGAUUUCACUAACAUUCAAGCCCAAAAUCUUGCUGAACAGCAAAGGAUUGAGGAGGAGGAGAGAAGAAAGAAAAAAAUCAUGGCAGAUAAGCUGCGUAAAGUUGAACAGGAAAUUUCAGAGACCAAGUCAGAAAUAGAUGACUGUGCAAAGGAAGCAGAAAGUUGUUUAGAACUUUUGUUACCUAAGCCAGACGAUCUUUUUUUCUUUGAUCCUGAUGAUGCUGUCACCUCACCUAAUUUAACUUCAUCGAAACUUGCUGAACCAAGGAAUGGAACUGAUUCUCUGGCCCACUCUAGUCAUGAAUCAAAACUAUCAUCAGAUGCAAGCUUGUGUGGUAAAUAUGAUGUGAACUCUAAGGUGUUGUCAGUUUCCGGUGAGCCUGGCUAUCCCUCGGACAAAGGGGAAGACAAUGACUGUGUGGAGAAAAUGGAAGCCUCCAUGGCAGCUUCAUUAUGUGAGGGAGAUGAUGAAGAAAAUUGUGCUGACCAGCCAGAAGGAAGCGAUGAGGAAGAUGAUGGUUAUGAUGAUGAUGAAGAGACUCUCCAAGCCCAUGGUCUGUCUCGACCUGGUAUGAGUCUGACCGUCGAGGUCCCAGCUUUUGGUCAUGUGUCAGUGAAAGAGACAGAAGACAAUAUGGACAUUGUGCGCUCUCUGAAGGAUGCCAGCAAACAGAUCAACUCCGUUUUCCUACCCAGAGUGACAAAGUGGCUAGAGAUUCUCGGGAAGAAUGGUGGCAAGCAUGAGGACAUCAAGGCCUUAAUUGAUUUGAAAGUUCAUCUCCAGCACAUCAAAGAAAAAUGUGUUGAGAUGAAGCUCAUCUCAAUGGAAAAGCCAGCUGCAAAGAAUAAUGAUUCAGAUGAUGAGGAAUUCGAGGAUGUUCCAGAGAAGGAAGGAUUUGAACCUCAUAUUCCGCAACAUAUGCGUCAUGAGUAUGGACUCACUGAUACCCCUGAGUCAAGGGAAAAGCCUGGCACCUCACAAAAUGGUUCAUCGUCCUCAUUGCCUAGUGUAUCGAGGAGUGACAGUUCAUGGAGCCUCAAAGAGAGAGAACUCGUCUCAGACCUAGCAGACCCGACGUCACGAGCAGCGGCUUUGGCUCGUCUUGGUUUAAAGAAUUUGGAAUCUGACCCUGAGGCAGGCACAUCCUCAGGAUCUUCUCAGCCAAUCAAUGAUAGCGAAGAGAAGAAAGGACCAGCACCUGUGGUCCAGUUUGGAGAUGAUUUGGCUCACUGGGAAAACCCAGACAAGAUGGAGGCCCCUUCUAUAGUUAAAUUUGACUCCUUACAUCGGUUUUGGACGGCCAAGGAACCGGAACACGACAAGCCCUCUGAUCAUGACAUCGCUGCAGUGCGGAACAGAUCCUUCACCUAUGUGGGCAAGUUUGAGCCGGUCAAGUGGAAAUGUCGAGCACCGAUGCCGAGUGGAAAACUGUGUGAAAGGAUGGACAGAGUAAAGUGUCCAUUCCAUGGGAAAAUAAUUGCACGAGAUGAGCAAGGAAAUCCAGCAAUGGAAAACAGGCCUUCAACUUCAACAUCUGGACAAGAAAAGGUGGCUAUGACACCUGCAACGGAGUCGCAGACCGCUGAUGACUCAGAACUCCCUGCGUGGAAAGACCCACAGUUGCAGAGAGAAAUUGAAGCAGCCACAGGACAUGACCUGGGCUCUGCCCGUUCUCAGAAGCUUCUAGAUAAAGCUAAAGCAAAGGGCAAAGGGAAAGGCAAGGGUAAAGGUCGAAAGAAGUCGCAGUUGACAAACAUACAUGCCAGUAAAAACACUACCAGGAGACGCUUGGAGAACAAGGUUUUUAACAAAUCUUCACUCAAGCGAGUCUGUUCCAACCUGGACAGAGCCGACUACAAACGAGUGAGGGACAAGUUUGGGAGCCAGUUCAACUACAGUCUCAAAUGAUGUGCCGGGCCAAGUUUUGUAAUGGGUUUGAAAAACCAUUUGCACGACAGUUGAGGUUUCAGGAAGGUGCUAAAGGCAUUUGGAGAUGGAAUGGACAGGAUUUGACCUUUGACUGGGCUUAGUUUGACCUCAACAGAGCCAAGUUUUGACUGGAUCAUCAGACAUUUGUCCUGUCACCUGUUGAAUCCAGAUAAUUAGCCAAGAAUAGUAUCCACAUAAAGAAAACUAUGUAGGCCUACUGCUAUUUCUGACUAAAGCUCAAAAAUUAAAAAAGAGUCUUAAAAUCUCUGCCUUUGAUUCGUAGGGAAGGAAAAACUAUGGACCACUGUAUCUGAUGAUGAUAGAAACAGAGUCAGAUGAAUAGGUUUGACUAAGAUUUUGUAAUGGCUUGUUGUCUGUUCAGCUGUUUUCAAAAUCUGUUCUCUUUGACCUUCAUCUCGAUUCAUGGACUAUGAAUUUAUGUCAGUGGCUGAUCAGAUAUCUGUACCAAGCAUGGGUUGGCUCAGUGAUAACGUCUCAAUCCCUGACUGUCUCUCAAAGAGAUAA
Aplysia californica (California sea hare) is the source of this 3080-nucleotide messenger RNA. Its product is annotated as UV-stimulated scaffold protein A. The transcript has 15 exons. Lineage: Eukaryota; Metazoa; Mollusca; Gastropoda; Aplysiida; Aplysiidae. Gene Ontology annotation, cellular component: chromosome. Gene Ontology annotation, molecular function: RNA polymerase II complex binding. The coding region runs from base 135 to 2534 and encodes 799 amino acids. Gene Ontology annotation, biological process: response to UV; transcription-coupled nucleotide-excision repair. The record is from RefSeq and is a predicted model, not a curated record.